AUGGCUUAAAAAAAAAAUUUUUAAUAUCACCUAAUCCAACAGAUGUUUAAUAACAAUAUAUAAACUACAAGAACUUCAAUUUCAAUUGAUUCAAAUAAAAUUUUCCCUUCACCAGUAGGGUGUAAUAAAAUAUAAAAAUUGAUCUAAAACUAAAAAUAGGAAAAAAUGAAUAUUCAAAUAGAAGUUACACAAAACACUGGGAUAGACAUGUAAAAUAUAAUAAAAUAAUUUUAGAAAUGAUAAUAAUUAAGAAGAUCGCAAGAAUAGACUUAAAAAAAAUAUAUGUAAUACAAAUUCUAUUAAAGUUAAUACGAUAAAAUUAAAAACAAACAUUAGUGACUUAAAAAUAGAAUAAAUUGAUUAGACUACUUCAAGUAGUACUAUAAAUCAAUAAAAGUAACAAGAGAAUUCAAAAAGAUCUUUCUAUGAAAAAUUUUUAAAAAUAAAUGAACAUGAAAAACUCAACUGUCAAAAUAGAAAUCAGAAUAAUAAAAGUUUUGAAAUUUUCAGCCAUUUGAUAAAAAAAAUACCAAAAAAUAAUUAAUAAUAAGAAAGCCCUAAUUUUUAAACCUAAUAGGAAAAGAUUAAUCAAUUAGAAAAAUAACUAUUAGAAAAAGAGAAUUUGUUAGCUGGUCUAAAAGAUUAAUUUUCUAAAUGUUAAAAUGAUUUACAAAAUGAAACUUAAUAAAAAGUAAUAUAAGAAGAAGAAAACAAACGGCUAAAAGAAAUUCUUAAUUUAAAACAGAUUGAGAUAGAUUAAUUGUAAGGCAAAAAUAAUACUUUUUUAUAAGUUAUUUAAACAAUAUAGGCAACUAUCUCUUAAGUAAGUGAUAAACCAGUAUAAAUUUUAGUGAAAUAAAUCUGA
Messenger RNA from Paramecium sonneborni, 865 nucleotides. NCBI's taxonomy places the organism in Eukaryota, Ciliophora, Oligohymenophorea, Peniculida, Parameciidae. The record is from the annotation of a GenBank genome assembly.